Molecule: messenger RNA, 318 nt
Organism: Rhizopus microsporus ATCC 52813
Lineage: Eukaryota; Fungi; Mucoromycota; Mucoromycetes; Mucorales; Rhizopodaceae
Exons: 4
Source: RefSeq, a predicted model, not a curated record
UAUAACCAAGUAGCGCGUAUCCUGAAUCCUGUAUGCAUCACCUUGGACAGAAUAGAUGAACUAGCGCAAAAUACAGGAAUUCGUAGGCUAAUAGAAACAAAGUUUGGCACGACAGAUCUCUGUAAAAAGACAAUAUUAACUGAUUUCUUUCGGUUUGCUUUUGAUGGCUCUGGCGCGGAUAAUUUUUAUGACGCAGGAAGUUGUAUUGAUGGUAGACUUACUUCAGCGUGGAACUGGUGCUCACAGAUUGAAAAGAAACCAUAUUUCCCCAUUUUCUUAUUGGCGGGUUUUACUGGAUUCGACGGAGGUGGAUGGUAA